AUGUGGAACAUUCAAGUAUUCGCUUCUCGAGAAAAUCCUCGUAGUUCAAAUACAUUUUCUCCGAUGGCUAAUGCACUCGAAGAGCUUCGUCAGUCGACAGUUAUUGUAGCUGAUACUGGUGAUUUUGAAUCAUUGAAGAAGUAUCAGCCAACAGAUGCAACAACCAAUCCUUCGCUGAUCUUAUCUGCAGCGAAUAUGAAGCAGUACGAUCAUAUUAUUCAAGACGUGAUUAACAAAUGCCGAGAAAAACACGGAUCAUCAUCGAAUGAACAAGCACUCGUUGACGAUAUUAUGGAUCAUGUUUUCGUUCGAUUCGGAGAGGAAAUUCUGAAAAUCAUCCCUGGUCGAGUGUCGACUGAAGUCGAUGCACGUCUCUCAUUUGACCGUGAAGGACAAAUAAACAAAGCGCGACAUAUCAUAGAAUUAUAUGAAAAGAAUGGCAUAUCGAAAGAUCGAAUUUUGAUUAAACUAUCGUCAACAUGGGAAGGAAUUCAAGCGGCAAAAGAAUUAGAAGAAAAACAUGGUAUUCAUUGUAAUAUGACAUUAAUCUUUUCGUUCGCACAAGCAUUAGCAUGUGCUGACGCACAAGCUACAUUGAUAUCACCAUUUGUUGGACGAAUCUAUGAUUGGUACAUCGAGAAAAAAGGCAAACGUGAAUAUGAUAUCGAGGAAGAUCCAGGUGUGAUGAGUGUGACGCGAAUUUAUAAUUAUUAUAAACAAAAUAACAUCAAGACGGUCGUUAUGGGCGCAUCAUUUCGUAAUAUCAAACAGAUUCUUGGUUUAGCCGGAUGUGAUUUGUUGACAAUAAGUCCGAAAUUACUUGAUGAAUUAGCAUCAAGUAAAGAGAAAGUUCAAGUUUAUCUGAGUAAAGAACGAAUUGGCCACGUGCGAGACAAGAAACAGGAGAAACUCGAUGAAAAAACAUUCCGCUGGAUGUUAAAUGAAGACGAAAUGGCCAAUGACAAACUAGCUGAUGGUAUACGAAAAUUCGCCGUUGAUGCCCAAAAACUUGAAGAUCUCAUUCGUGCUCGACUUCAACAAAGCAAAUAA
Molecule: messenger RNA, 1050 nt
Organism: Adineta ricciae
Lineage: Eukaryota; Metazoa; Rotifera; Eurotatoria; Adinetida; Adinetidae
Source: the annotation of a GenBank genome assembly